Acanthisitta chloris (rifleman) is the source of this 654-nucleotide messenger RNA. It is a transcript of the gene TSR3, whose product is annotated as TSR3, 20S rRNA accumulation, homolog (S. cerevisiae). NCBI's taxonomy places the organism in Eukaryota, Metazoa, Chordata, Aves, Passeriformes, Acanthisittidae. The transcript is spliced from 5 exons. Gene Ontology annotation, biological process: maturation of SSU-rRNA. The annotation marks the transcript as partial. The record is from RefSeq and is a predicted model, not a curated record. Gene Ontology annotation, molecular function: rRNA small subunit aminocarboxypropyltransferase activity.
UGCACCGGGAGGAAGCUGGCGCGGAAGGGCCUGGUGCGCACCCUGCGGCCCCGGCAGCGCUUCCCGGGGCUCGUGCUCAGCCCCGUGGCCACCGAAUACGUCUCUCCCGCCGACAGGCACAUCAUUGCUCAGAGUGGAAUCGCAGUCAUCGAUUGCUCAUGGGCCAAGUUGGAGGAAACUCCCUUCAGGAUCAUGAGGGGGAGGCACCUGCGCUUGCUGCCUUACUUGGUGGCUGCGAAUCCUGUGAACUACGGCCGGCCCUGCAAGCUGUCCUGUGUGGAGGCUUUUGCUGCAGCUUUUCACAUUGCUGGAUUCCCAGACCUAGCCACCAUUCUUCUAAGCAAAUUUAAAUGGGGUGAGGCAUUUAUUGACUUGAACAAAGAUCUGCUGGACAGAUACGCAGCCUGUCAUUGCCAGGAUGACGUGCUAAGCGUUGAGAAGGACUUUUUAGAGGGUGUCCAAGAGACAGAAGAGGAAGAAAUAGAUCCAUUUGAUGUUGACUCGGGAAGAGAAUUUUCUAAUCCCAACAGGCCAGUCAGUUCUUCAGGUCUAGCACAAAGCCAGGAAGACUCUGAGGAGGACAGUGGGAGCACUCCAGAUGAUGCCACUGAAAGCAGUGAGGAGAGCAGUCCAGAAGCUGAUGGUACUGUAUAG